This is a messenger RNA of Podarcis lilfordi (Lilford's wall lizard), 31516 nucleotides long. NCBI's taxonomy places the organism in Eukaryota, Metazoa, Chordata, Lepidosauria, Squamata, Lacertidae. The record is from the annotation of a GenBank genome assembly.
GUCCCGCCCCCUUCACCUCAGAGCUGAGCUGGUUCGUCCACAGUCUGCGGCUACCGGAAGAAGCCUGCGAGCGGCUACCGGAAGGGAGGGAGGGAGGCAGGCGAGGAGGACGGAGCUCUCCGCGCGCGGUUUCUCGGCGGGCGUUGUGAGGCGGCAGCGGCCGAGGCCUCCGGCGAGAGAGCGGCGGUUUCGAGCUCGCGGGACGCCCUCGGCAGAGCCUUCCCCGCGCCUGGACGCCGCCGCUGGCGAGGCGGGAGCCGGGCCAUGUCGCGCAGGCGGCACAGCGACGAGAACGAUGGUGAGCGGGCGGGCGGGCGGGGAGAGUCCGGGGGUGGCCCCUCAGGGGACCCGCCGCCGGGGGAGAGAGAGACCCCCCCCCAACCCGCCUCCUUGGGGCACGUGCUUCGUACAGGAACAACGGCAGCCUUGGCGCGCGCCUUCCUGCACGCCAACUUUAAAAAAAAAAAAAACCAACACCGUGCGCAUUAAAUUUAUUUAUUUUAUUAAAUUGAACUUGCCACAGGAAGGCGCCACAGACCGAGUUCUGUCAGUACUCAAUGCCAAGCCCAGUUGUGUCUGCUCUGGCUGGCAGCACUUGGCCAGCCCAGUUGUGUCUGCUCUGGCUGGCAGCACUUGGCCAGCCCAGUUGUGUCCGCUCUGGCUGGCAGCACUUGGCCAGCCCAGUUAUGUCUGCUCUGGCUGGCAGCACUUGGCCAGCCCAGUUGUGUCUGCUCUGGCUGGCAGCACUUGGCCAGCCCAGUUGUGUCUGCUUUGGCUGGCAGCACUUGGCCAGCCCAGUUGUGUCUGCUCUGGCUGGCAGCACUUGGCCAGCCCAGUUGUGUCUGCUCUGGCUGGCAGCACUUGGCCAGGUUCUGGGGGAAAGGGCUUCUUUCCAUGCCCACAUGAGAGAGAGAGAGAGACUGUGAACUAUUUGCACCAAUGGCAUGGGACCUCCUGCAAGGAGGAGUGGGGGGUUUAAGGGGUUUGGAGAUCCGGGUUUUCCCAAACCUGGGUGUCCCACUGUUUUUGGACCACACUUCUCAUCAUCCUUGACCGCUGGUCCUGUUAGCUAGGGAUGACAGGAGUUGUAAGACACAAGUUUGGGAAACCCUGGUGUAGAUUAAUUUUAUUUAGGGGAGACUGUGACUGAGGCCCCCCCCCCAAGGUAUGAGUAUGUGUUGUUAACCCUAAAAAUACCUUAGUUGCAGCAUAGAAUCAGAGAGUUGGAAGAGACGACUAGGGUCUCCGAUCCAACCCCCUGCAAUAUUUUGCCCAACUCAGGUCUUGAAACCCAGGACCCUGAGAUUAAGAGUCUUGUGCUCUAUCAAAUGAACAAUUCCAACCAAAGAAAGAAAACCAAUGUAUAUAUUUGACGAAAAGGGAUUCGGAGGACAGGGAAGAAAUACAGUAGAUAUGUGGUUUGUUUAAUGGGUGGAAAUGCUAUUUAUGCUAUUGCUUGGGAGUGCUGUGGCUGCCCAGUACCAGCCCUGGGCCAAGACCCCUUUGUCCCAGGUCAUGUGCAUUUUCAGCUUUUGCUGAUUGUAGAAUAAAGUGACCAUUUUCAAUAUGAAUAAACUAUCUUCACAGACGAUUUCCAUGCCAUUUGUUGCUGACUCAAACAAAGUACUUUUUUAUGCAGAGAGUUUGCACAAUUUAGUGGCAGCCAAGUAAAGAGUAAUCAAGUUGUAUUAUCAAGUAUAUGAAAACUAACUGUGAUUACCAUUUGUGUUUCAUUGGUGUCCUAGCACCAUGUCACAUAUUGUGUAGUAGCGGCUCCCUCCUCUUCUGUGUCGUGGGAACAUAGAUAUCACGGAAGGUACCAUUAUUAAGUAAUAAGUAGCAGAUCAAUAAGCCUUGGCUUGUCCUCAUUCAGUGUGAGGAGGAAGGAGUAGUAUAAGGAAUGGGGUGAAGUUUUGUAUGAGUAUAGGAUUUGGUGGUGGGGUUUCCAUAGAAGGAAGAAAUGGAGUUUAAUGUUGAGCUUUGAAAAGAGAGUGUCUGAUUUUCUUGUCUUACUCUUAAUUUUGAGAGCUGAAAGCAGAAGGUAUUUGGCAAAAUAACUGAGAUGUUCAAAACACCUUUGCAAUCUGUCAGACUUGUCAGGAAUUCUUUAGUUCAUGGAUAGGCAAACUAAGGCCCAGGGGCCAGAUCCAGCCCAAUCACUUUCUAAAUCUGGCCCACGGAUGGUCUGGGAAUCAGCGUGUUUUUAUAUGAGUAGAAUAUGUGCUUUUAUUUAAAAUGCAUCUCAGGGUUAUUUGGGGCAUAGGAAUUCAUUCAUUUUUAAUUUUUUCAAAAUAUAGUCUGGCCUACCACAUGGCCCGAGGGACAGUGGACCAGCCCAUGGCUGAAAAAGGUUGCUGACCCCUGGUCUAGAACAAAUUAUUUCAGCCUGGUCUGUGGAGAAAGCCUAUCGUCAUUUCCUGCACAACACUAUUAGGGCAAACAAACUUUCACAUUAUUAUUUUUCCCUGUAAGUGCAAAGCUGCUUGCAGUGUUGGGCCCAGUUACCGUAUUUUUCGCCCUAUAUGACGCACAUUUUCCCCUCCAAAAAUGAAGGGGAAAUGUAUGUGCGUCCUAUGGGGCGAAUGCAGGCUUUCGCUGAAGCCUCCAGAGCGAGAGGGGUCGGUGCGCACUGACCCCUCUCGCUCUCCAGGCUUCAGGAAGCUAUUCGCAAGCCUUGGGAGCCCGUGGAAGUUACCGCUGGGCUCCCAAGGCUUGAGGACAGCAGCCUGCAGCCCGAAACCUGGGGAGCGCACCCCGGGUUUCGGGCAGCUCUCCGCAAGCCUUGGGAGCCCGGCGCGACUUCCCGCCGGGCUCCCUAGGCUUGCGGAUAGCAGUCUGCAUACUGAAGCCUGGGGCGUGCUGAGCAGCGCGCCCCGGGCUUCGGGCAGAUAUCCACAAGCCUGGGGAGGCUAUCCCAAGGCUUGCGGAUAGUAGCCUGUUCUGGGGGCUGGGGUCGGGGGAAGCUCGGGCUUACCAUGCCCCAGCCCCGCGCCUGGGGGGGAAAUAUAUUUUUUUUCUUUAUUCUCCCCCCCCCCAAAAAAAAACCCCUAGGUGCGCCCUAUGGGGCGAAAAAUACAGUAGUUUGCACGGAUGCAGUAGUUGUGUGGAACAGGCCUCCCUCAGGGCCAGUUCAAGCUGAACUUUACCCUAGAAGGUGCUCCAGAGACCUUUCCUAUACUCAGGGGCUCCAUGAUAGAUAGGUCAAUACGGAAGGAAAACUGGGAGGGAAACUUCUCUAAAGGCUUUCAUCCAAAUGUAGAUCUAUUCUGGUGUUGUUCAGUGUUUCUUCCUUUAGAUUCAGAAUUUGUAAGCAAAAGCUUUUCUUCCCUUAACUAAUCUUUUUGUUAAAAGAUGCUGAUAAACUUUGUGGAACAGUUUCUUGCUGUUCUUCGGCAUCGCCCAUUAAGAUCGUUGCUAUUUACAGAUCAGCCAUCACUUUAAGUGUCACUUAAACCUAGACUGCAGUCCAAACCUUGCUUGUCUGGGAGUAAGCCCCAUUGAAUUAAUUAGGACAUGGUUAGGAUUGUGUUGUAAUUUAGACCUGUACCACCUAUUAAGUCAUUUGAAUACUACUGUGCAAGUACAAUGAGGUGGUAGUCUAAAACUAUGUUGACAGCUAACGUUUUCACUUCCGAUUGGCGAUGGAAAAUGAUUGGUUCGUAUACAUGCAUUUCAGUUUUGCAUGCCUUGUUUAGCUCCUUGACCUUUGGAAAUAAAAGGUUGAUUGCUUACUCUCCUUUCCUUCAAGUCUUUAAAAUGAGCCCUGCUAUAUUCUCAAUAGGGGGUGGGGUUUUUUGGUCUCGCUUUCCUCCUGGCAGGGUCAGAGGAAGCAUGGCCUACUCACAUCAGUUUAGCUACAACUGCUAUUUUGGCUGCUCCUCUCCCAGAACUUUUCCAUGUAGGCGUUAAACAUUUUAUAUCUGCAAAGAGUUUUUGUCUGAAUUGGCUUGUUCUGUUUGAUCUUCCUCCUUUUGUAUCGUGUCUGUUAAGUUGUAAGCCUGUGGGCAGAGUGUUGGAUGCUUUUCAUCUUAGGACAGCAACUAGAAAAUUCCAGGUGCUCUAUAAAUAAUGGCUUGGAUCCUUCAUUUCUUUCUGCCAGCAGGAACAUCAUGUGGGUGGAGUUCCACUCAUAGGACACUCAGAACAAUGGGGAGGGAGGAAAGCGACUUUUCAGUGGCAUUGUGGAGGAGGCAUUAAUCACCUCCGUGGCCCAGCCAGCUGUCCCCUCUUUGCUAGUUUUAUCAGCCAAGGGUCCAGAGUGCAAGUAGUUGCCUUGACCGAUCCAAGUACCUUGUCCAUGCCAUCAAGCCUUACCGACUGAAACUCAUCCAACACAACAGGACCAGACAGUGCUAUGGACCAGAGUUUGAAAUUCACCAGGCAUGUUUUUGCUACUGGUGUGGGUCCAAGUGCGACUACAUGGAGAUUGUUGAGUGCCGGGUUGGCGGCUGACAUCUCCAUUGAGCCAGCUGACUCACACGCAGUUCUCUAUCAUCACAUCAAGGAAUGUAAGUGCAGGGCUGAGUACAGAUAUAUUUGACUGUGCUGCAGCCUGUCCACAGGCCACCCAAAUGAAUCUCACAGACCACAGUUUAAAAACGCCUGCUUGGUCCAUAGUUGAUUCCAUUUCCACUGUGUGUGUUUCUCCUUCUUGCAUACUGGGACAAGUGAAUUGUUGUAAGAGCAAGCUGCAGUCAAGCAAUGUAGCUGAGAUCAUAGAAUUGUAGCACUGGAAAGGACCCCAUCUGGUCCAACCCCCUGAUGAAUAGACAUUCCAUUGUGGCGAUCGUAACUUAGGUUUAAGGUGCACUUUGGUGCCUAGCUUCCAUAUCUGAGUUUCUAACACUGCUCUGGAUACCCCUUGAGUGGAUUCAAUAUUACAGUGGAUGCAAGCGAUUUUAUUCUCAAAAUGCUUAGCAAACAAGUCGCAGUGAGAUACCAUCGGUUCUGCCACUUCCUUCAGGCCAGACUGUAAGAGACCCUGCACGGCCUGUAAAAGCUUUGUAAUGAAGGCAGCAAAGUAUGCCGCCUUUGCUCCCUUCACUGCUCAAGGACAAGCCCUUACCCAUGUUUGAUUGCAUUUGACCAGAGUUUUCCCCUGCUCAUGUUCUAGCUGUCUCCCAGCUUGUUUCCUCGCCCUAAGCUCUGGAGUAUACCAGGGGAGCCAAGCAGGCUCCACAAAACAGGAGAGAGCGCUCGGGCGAGUGUGUCAAUGACUCAAGCCAUCCAGAUUUCCCACAAGUCAUCCAGGGCUUCAACAGGAGCGCCAGUCAUACCAGCUGGCAAAUCCCCCAGGGCCAUCUGGAAUCCAGUUGGCUCCAUCAGCCUCAUAGGUCCAUCCAUCCUUAUAGGUCUCCCACCUGUAAAGACACUGAGAGCCUAAAUCUCAACAGGAAGUGAUCUGGUUAUGACAAAGGACUUGUGUCAAUAUCCCCCACUCUUGGAUCAUCCUUUCCCUUCUUAGUUGAGAAAGCAAAGUCCAGAGUGUGACCUACCAAAUGUGUUGAGCCAAAGGCUUAUUGGGACAGCCUCAUGAUUGCCAUGGCAGUCAUGAAAACCUGAGCCACCCCAGAGGCAUGGAUGACCCCCAACAACAGCAGUCUGGGAGUCCUCAAUACUGCCUCCAAGACCAACUCUGUCAGCUCAGGCAGGGGAACUGUUGGGCAGCAAGGCAGCCAGUAAACCAGAAUUGGCCAACAUCAGGGACAGGGACGGGUCCUCACUCAACUGGACAGAGAGUCUUGACAGAGAGAUGGAAUAUCUAGACGAUCGCAGCUCCCCCUCCCUGACCCUCAAGUCUGUCCUGAUAGUGUCCUGAUACCCAGGUGGGCACAGCUGGGUAAGACCAACUCCACCCUGUUCACUUAGGACUCAGUGAUACAGGCGAAAUCGGCCUCCUCAUCCACAAUCAGAUCAUGGAUGAGAGAGGCCUUCUUCAAAGCCAGUCUGGCAUUCAACAGCAGCAGGCACAGACUCAACAGUUGGAUGAUAGGACAAUUACAGUUCCCCAGGUUGGAGGGAGUGUUGUCACACAGCACAAUUACUAACUGCCUGUCCAUUUGCCCCUUACCAGGCCUAGCCCACCCCCACACCAUACCUCCCCUCGUCCAGAACCACUAUGAUUGGGUUCCCCUCUGCUCUCCCCAGCUCCACUCUUCCCAGCUACAUUUUACAUCCUUUAAUUUAAAAAACCACAACAAAAACCCCAAAUUUAAAAACACACGUUAAAAAAACAAUUAAAACAGGAUUUGAAACAAUUAGAGCAAGGCUAUCCCCAGAGAAAAUGAUGUUAUGCCCCUUGCCUUUCCCUAAGGUCGCUCCCCUUUGGGGGGUGCCACCGCUAUUGGCCCAGGUCUUGAUAUAGCUCCCCCCGCCCCCGGUAGAUUGAGCAGACUUCUCUCUGCUGACCAAAGGUGCAAAAAGACCGGCUUUCUCAAGAGAUGGAGGAAGGCUAGAUGAACAGCUCACCACCUCACUGAUGGUCUCUGGCUGUUGCUACCUUUGAGAGUGAAGCAUCAGCAUGGAAGAUAUUGUGGGCUGAGUUCUUCUCUGCUUUAUCUCAUUGAUACAGGAGGGCAGCCACACAAGAGGAGGAGAACAUCUGAGCCAUCUGAAAUUGAAGAGCGGCUGGAAUCCUUAAUAUGCAGAGUAGGAGAAAAGGUAUGAGGGACUGCAGCUUUAUACUGUUUUGCAUGCGUGGUUUUAAAAGCUUUUAAACUGUGUAUUGCAGUGCAAAUACCUUUACCCAGAGUUCUUCUUCUUCUAAUCCUCUCAGAGUACUUCUUCUUUGGAGAGUAACUUGGAAGGCCUGGCUGGGGUCUUGGAGGCAGAUUUACCAAACUACAAAAGCAAGAUACUAAGAAUCCUUUGUACAGUGUAUGUAUGCAAAAGAUUUAUGGAUCCAGGUGAUAAUGUAUUACCUACACUAAAUGCUUUUAAACAUUCAUAAGGUUACGUUGUAUAUUUGUGUGUGUGUGUCUGUCAUUAAUUUUCUGUCCUAGAUGUUUUCUGUCUUAGAUGUUGAAACUGAGAGGAAAUCUCAGGGAGGAAAUCAACAAACUGAGUAAAACCAAUAGUCUGUUUACCUUAGGCAGAAAGUUUUUGAGCUGAUAAUCAUUGACUAGCCUUUCUGAGUAAAUGUGCGUACGGUUCAUGGUCAGAAAUGGGAAAAAGGACCUCAGGUUUUAAUUAAAAGUGCACCACUUGCCAAAUAUUUUGAGGUGGUUGUUGGCGAUGGUGAGGUGAGCAGUAGUGUGUUGGUACUUCUUUUUUUCCACUGUAUUGCCUUGCGUGCAUGCGUGCUUUCUGGAGUGCUAUUGCUGAUCAUUUAGCCACAUACACUGCAAUGCAAAUGCCACAGUUGGUCUGUUGACUGCAGCAGUCAACUGAGGCAUGUUUUGUAGUUCCACAUUGCUGGGAGAUAUUUCAAGGCGCUCCAGGAAAGUAUAAGAACUUUGCCUCAGUUCUGCCUCCUGCUCUUCCUCCUGUUUCUUCUGUUCUUUUCAACCAGUGCCCCACAGUACAAGGAGAGACACUGCUACUCUACAGUGGAGCUGAACUAAAGGCCGGACUCAACUGCCCCGUUCUGCUAGCGGAAGACGGCACGAGGACUCCUGAUAUUGCAAAGGAGCUUCCUCCCCCAAAUCUGCUCUGGAGGGUUGGGAGAUUCCCCCCCACCCCCAGUAAUAUUCAGGGAGAGGAGUGGGGAGAUCAUUCCAUUGGGCAAGCAGAAAUACUUGCGCUGAUGGUAUGAUCUCCUUAGUGCUAUGUUGAAUUUCACCCUAAGAGGAAAAAACACAGUUGAUCAUGUUGCGUAAUUUAUAUGUAUUUUAUUCUAGUUUUCCAAGGAGAGCUUCAAAAAUAAGUCAGAUUCAAGCAGAGCCCUUUCUCACUUUGUUCUAGGAUAUAGAUUCUUGAGUUCAAAAAAAUAUCUGUAUCCCACCUAACGGUUUGAAUUUGCCAUGUUGAAGACUGAUAACACAAUGUUUGCAAUCUGAAUUAAUGCCUGAUGUUUGUGUCUCCUCCUUAAUGGGAAAAAAAAUCAGUGCACGUUUGUUACCCGUAAAGCUGACGGUUUACACUACUUUAGUCGGCCUCCUGAACGCAAGGAACUACAACUUUGGCGGAGAGUUUGUAGAAGCCAUGAUACGUCAACUCAAAGAGUGUUUCAAAGUCAACAUGUAUAGUGAAGCUGUGGUUUUAGUAAGUUCCUUUUGCAUCUUACAGCCUUUAUUUAGUUUUUUUCCAGUGAAUCUGAAGGGCUUACCUUUCAUCUUGCAGGGUGCAGUUGUGGAAAACUCAAUCUCGUUUUCUCCCCAAUGCACCCAUCCAAACCCACACUUGCCCAUCUAUUUGUAGCUUUACUACAGUGCUAGUGGCAUGGCAUGUUGUGUGAUUUUAGUGCUUGUUCAGAGAGCAUCCUCAUUACACUGACGGCACACAAAGGAUUAAGAUCCAGCAGGUAGAUUUUUUUCUUAUUCACUGCGUCUUUUUGAUACAGUCGUACCUUGGUUGUCGAAUGGAAUCUGUUCCAGAAGUCUGUUCGACUUCCGAGAACGUUCAACAACCAAGGCACGUCAGACAUACAGCUUCCAAAGAACGUUCACAAACCAGAACACUCACUUCCGGGUUUGCAGCGUUCAAGAGCCAAAACGUUUGACUCAUAAGGCGUUCGGGAUCCAAGGUACGACUGUAAUUUACAACUCACAGGUGAAGCUUUUUUGUUUUCUGUCUUGCUGCUGCCUUUUUAAGGGAUUCCAGCCGAUGAUAAGGUUGGGUCUCGGUCUCGUGUGCUUCCUCUUCUGCUCCCUCACCAAGGGCAGAAGGUAGUGCGGUCACAGUGGGACUCUGAUUUUUGGAGAGCCUGCUUUUCUCUAUCGGCUGAGGGAGGAUCCCAAAACAGAUUCCAUUCUCACCACAACUAAACUCCCAGCUCCCCCUUCUCUUUCUCUAGGUCCGUUUUCUGUCUGAUCUUGUGAAUUGUCAUGUAAUAGCUGCCCCAUCAAUGGUGGCCAUGUUUGAAAAUUUCGUUGCUGUGACUCAGGAGGAGGAUGUACCUCAGGUAAGCAAAGACAUUCUUUUGUUCCAUUGAUGAUUUUGCUUUUAAGAUACCUGCCUUUGGAAGAAGAAAAAGCAGGCUUCCUCGGCCCUCCUGAUGUUUUUGGCCUACAACUCCCAUGAUCCUUAGCUAGCAGAACCAGUGGUCAGGGAUGCUGGGAACUGUAGUCUCAAAACACCGGAGGGCCGAGGUUGAGGAAGCCUGAGAAAAAGAAUGCCUCAACACAGUCAGAAACGUUCCAUCAGGAUUCUUGAAGGAUCUAUAAUUCUAACCUGCUAGGGCCAACCCUAAUUCAGGUUUGGGAUUUGAAGCUCCUUGAAUAAAACAGACACUGAAAUGUCAAAUUGUCAGGGAUAGGAAUUUACCCUUUAGGAAGCCUGGACACAAACUGGUGAUCAGAGAACCCAUCACUUAUCACCAGAACAUCCUCCUAGUGCCUCUACCAGAAACUCUGUUUAUUCAUAUUAAACUUUGCCUAAGGAGACCAAAUAACACCAGGGUGCUGGAUUUGGGUUGGCGGGCCACCAGUUGCUUACUUCUAGACUAGAUCAUCUUGCACACACCUGCUGACAUCUCUACAGCAUUAUGGUAUGUGCUCUGUCACUGAGCUAUAUGGCCUUUCCGUUCUCUGGCUUGUUCAUCUUCUGCGUAUUUUCUGCAGCUGUUUUCAUAUUGGUAUAGUUUUAGAAUCGGUAUUUAAGAUAUCUAGAUCUGUGGGGUGAUUUCUGCCAACUGCUGGCAAGACUGGGCAUUUUCCAGGCCAUGGGUGAUCUAGGGAAAGUGAGGGUACAUCCUAAAUAAAAUUGGAGGAAAGAUGUGGUCAAUUAAAGUAGAACUUAAAUAAAUGCUUAUGCAACCAGUAUGAUGCAUGAACAACUUUUGAGAAUUUGCCCUCUUUGUUUAGUAGUCUAGUUGCAUAUAUUUAGACAGCUGUUAAUGGAUAUAAGCAUAUUGGCCUGUUGUGUUUUAGAGAUCCAGCGUGGUGUAGUGAUUAAGAGCGGUGGACUCGUAAUCUGGUGAACUGGGUUCACUUCCCAGCUUUUCCACAUGCAGCUGCUGGGUGACCUUGGGCUAGUCACACUUCUCUGAAGUCUCUCAGCCUCACGCACCUCACAGAGUGUUUGUUGUGGGGGAGGAAGGGAAGGGAGAUUGUUAUCCGCUUUGAGACUCCUUAAGGGGAGUGAAGGGCAGGAUAUCAAGUCCAAACUCCUCCUCCUCCUCCUCCUCUUCUUCUUCUUGAUGAUGAUUUGUGUUUGAAGCAUUAUAUCGGAAUAUAAGCCCCUUACCCUUGUUCCUUUUAUGCGCCUGAACAUUACCAUCACUUCUGUUUGCCACAGGUACGCUGUGACUGGUAUGUGUAUGCUUUUCUCUCAUCCUUACCUUGGGUGGGGAAGGAGUUGUAUGAGAAGAAGGAUGCUGAGAUGGACCGCAUCUUGUCCCAGGUUGAAAACUACCUGAAGUAAGAGAACAGUAACCAAUCUGCUUUGCCUUACUAGAUAGCAGAGUAGAAAAAAGUAUUUGUUUUAUCAGUCUCUGUCCUCACCCUCCUCUCCCCCUGCCCCCAAGAGGGGGGGGGGACACAGGACACAUUACCGUGCAAAGUACUACAACUGUCAUCACUCCUUAUGUCCAACCAGUCUGGGACAGAAGAUUACCAGACUGCACCAAGAUUCAGAGGAAGAAAGAGCUAAGAAGCAGGCUCUCUGCUUCCUGAACCCUAGACAAAACACUUAAAACAGUAACAAGCAACCCAGAUGGUUAGGAACUGGGUUCAGUACCAUGCCACCAUGUCCUCAAAGACAAAUCCACAGACGCGUCGUAGGCCACCUGAACGAAGCUCACGGACCACAGUUUGGGAACCCAGGCCCUAGAACUUUAUUAGAUUUUGUUUUUUGAAUUGUGCCGAAGUCGUCAUGGUUAUCAUGUAACUUUAAAAGUGUGUGCUCUUAGGUCUUGACUUGACUUUCUUUUCAAAAGCCCCAUAAACUCACACAAAAAAGAAAAAGGGGAAAAAAACUGAGCUGGGAAUUGGAUAAUUGAAAAUGCAUACCUAACCAUACUCUGGCAACAAGCCCACCCCUCUAUCGGUCAUGCUUGCUUAUCUGAGUAACUUUUAUAUUUCCUUUCACUCUAUUUCAGACGGCGUCAAAAGAUUCACGUACCAAUGCUACAAGUUUGGUCUGCUGAUAAACCACAUCCACAAGAAGAGGUAAAACGUGGCAAGGAGUCUUGAGUACAUGUCACCACAUAUAUCUGAAUAAUUUUAUUUCAAAUAUAUUGUCCUUUGUAGAGCUUGCAGUGUGGUUUACAAGUCCAAGAUAAAAUACUAAUUGAGCGCAUUUUAAAAAUUAACACAUUAUAAACCCUGGAAAAAUAAAAAAAGAUGUUUUUAUCUGGCAAUGAGAAGAAAUGUUGGCACCCAGUAGGCCUCAAAUAAAGUCCUCGGUUUUUUUAAAAAAUAUAUAUCAUGUGGCGCUGUGGGCUGCUGUUUUCAAAUCCAAGUCAAAACUUACUUAUGUGGUUCUUUAGAUCAAGGGGGUGGGGGCUAAACCGUGGCACUCCAGAUGUUGCCAGACUACAAGUCCCAUCACCCCUGAACAUUGACUGUGUUGGCUGAGCCUGAUGGGAGUUACAGUCUAGCCAGUUCUGAUGCCCUACAGGCUAGCCACCUCUGCUUUCCUUCCUGAGGCACUAACAGCAGCAGAGGACAAAAGGACGUUUGCGGGGAUGGAUGGAGAGUUGGCUUCCAAGUUGGGCAGUGGAGUGGAUGGAAGAAGAAGUGCCAUUCUGUUGGCAGCGGGCGUCUUCCUGCAUGAUGGGCACUUUUGUUUUUCAGUACUUGGAUUGCCUGUGGGCUCAGGUUCAGAAGCUGAAGAAGGACCGCUGGCAAGAAAGGCACAUCCCAAGGCCAUACCUUGCUUUUGACAACGUGCUCUGCGAGGCGCUGCAGCACAAUCUGCCGCCCUUCACUCCGCCACCUCACACCGAAGACUCCGUUUACCCGAUGCCGAGAGUUAUCUUCAGAAUGUUUGACUACACUGAUGAUCCUGAGGUGAGUUGCGUGUACGUACGGAUGGUGGUUAACGGGUUGAGGCUGAAUCACGACAAGACAGAAGCACUGUUUCUGGGGGACGGGGCAGACAGUUGUGGGGGGCUCCCUAGUCCUGAAUGGGGUAACUAAAGAACCAGGUGCACAGCCUUGGGGUCAUUCUGGAGUCACAGCUGUCCAUGGAGGCGCAGGUCAAUUCUGUGUCCAGCUCCCUCUGGUAUGCCAGCUGAGAUCCUACCUGCCCACAGACUCUCUCACCAGAGUACAGUGGUGCCCCGCAAGACGAAUGCCUCGCAAGAUGGAAAACCCGCUAGACGAAAGGGUUUUCCGUUUUUGAGUUGCUUCGCAGGACGAAUUUCCCUAUGGGCUUGCUUCGCAAGAUGAAAAUGUCUUGCAAGUCUUGAGAUUUUUUUUUCGCUUUCGCCCCCUUUAUCUAAUCUGCUAAACCUUUAAUAGCCUUUAAUAGCCUUUUAGCAGCUAAUCCGCUAAGCCUUUAAGCCUUUAAUAGCCGCUAAACCGCUAAUAGCGCUAAUCCGUUAAGCCGCUAAUAGGGUUGCUUCGCAAGACGAAAAAACCGCUAGACGAAGACUCUCGCGGAACGGAUUAAUUUCGUCUUGCGAGGCACCACUGUAAUCCUGCUUGGAUUACCGCAAUGUGCUCUACGUGGGGCUACCUUUGUUUUUUUUUUAAAAUAUUUUUUAUUAACAGACCAAUCAAAUCAAAUCACAUUAAUUACAAAUUACAAAGCCAAAUUUUAAAUUUUUGUUGGGGGUACCCAUAUUUCAAGUUCCGAAAGGGAUCCAAUCAUCUUGUUGCUGCUGCUUUAAUGUCCACAAAUCUGUCCAAAUGAUGUUCACAAUUCUAUCCAAUCCUUCCUUGUUGUUCUCCACAUCUCUUCUUGUUGUUUUCAUAUAUUUUUCCUUUUUCUUUGUGACCUCUGAUAAUCUCCACAAGCGAGUUGAAACCAAUUGUAGUCCUGUGUGGGCUUUUCCAUUCAUCCAAGGGUCAUAUUCAGACGGCUGCCGCUUUUCAUCACUUCCAUAAAUAAACACACUCUUGCCGUCUACUCGUUAAUCUUCACAGGUCUGUCACUCCCUUUCUCAGUCUUCUGAGGAGGUUCUGCCAGAAAUCCCAUAUAAAAACAAAUCCAUAGCUUCCUCCUCCUCAGUCAUCAGUCUUUCAACAGAACCUGCCAACAUGGCGACUCCCUCUUUAUUGCUGUGCCAUUCCAAAAGCCCUUAUUCUUUUCUGGAUCUCCAUAUGCCAAACUUUUGGUUGAUAAUUCAUUUCCACAGUUUUUAAUCGUCCCGCUUAGGUCAGUUAUGCGAUGGUUCUUUUUGGGGAGGGGUUCGUGGGUAAUCACAUAGAAGAAAAGAAAAAAGUUCCCCCCCUCCAUCCAGUCCCGUUCCGACAUACCAGCCCUUUGAUGUUCUUCAUGAUGAAUUCCUGUUAAAUCCAACCCGUAGCUCUUACUUCACAGAGGUCACUUCUGUGAAGUUAGCAGUCUUAUCUCCCGUUCUUUACUUGAAAUAUGUGCAUUUGCUUCUUCUCUAAUUGUUUAUUUCGAGCUCCUGCAGCCAGUUCGCGCGAUCAGAGACAGCGUCAGGGAGAGCCGGCUCCCACGGGGGUUGUGUGCCUAGUGCCUUCACCCCCUUCUUUCGAACUUGGGGGUGAUUUAUGGCAGCUGCAGGCAAGGCAGUGUUUCCCCAUUCCCUGGGGUAAACAAGGGAGACUGCAUACUCCCAUAUCAGCCUCUUAAUUACCCCGUGUGAGCCGGAGAGAUGGUAUUGUCGGCCAUCUUCCAAUGCGCCCCUGGUGGCCCCCCACGUGGGGCUACCUUUGAAGGUGACUCAGAAACUACAACUAAUCCAGAAUGUGGCAACUAGACUGGUGACUGGGAGUGGUUGCUGAGACCAUAUGAAACCGGUCUUAAAGGAUGUACAUUGGCUCCCAGUGCAUUUCCCAGCACAAUUCAGAGUGUUGGUGUUGAUCUUUAAAGCCCUAAAUGGCUUCAGCCCUGAAUAUCUGAAGGAACACCUCCAUCCCCAUCAUUCAGCUCCCUGAGGGCCGCCUAGCGGUUCCCUCAUUGCGAGAAGUGUAGUUACAGGGAACCAGGCAGAGGGCCUUCUCGGUAGUUGUGCCUGCCCUGUGGAAUGCCCUCCCGGCAGAUGUCAAAGAGAUCAACAACUUUCCAUAGACAUCUGAAGGUAGCCCUGUAUCGGGAAGCUUUUAACGUCUGAUGUUUUGCUGUCUUCUUUUAUAUUCUGCUGGAAGCCAACUAGAGGCUUGCAGUAGUCAAGUGAUUUCUUCAGGGCAUAACCUGUCCCACCCUGCUCAUGACAAAUAAAUAUAUUUUUGAGACUUUUGUUUCAAAAGUUGCUUUUGGAAGGACAUAGGGGGCUACUAAAGGAUCUAAAGUUUCUUUGAGGUCAUGGAACCGGUUUCACAGUUCUUUGAAUCUUGACCUGUUUUUAACAGCAGCAAAAUUUAUUACGGGGGGAAAUACUUUUUAGCAUUUUGAAAUUGCUUGCAAAUGUUAAAUGCCCUAGAAACAAUAAAUUGUAUUGUAUUAUAACUAUUGUCAAAGCUAUAGUGCCAGUAAUGCAGCCAAACUUUGUCAUUUAUUUUGUUUAAAAUGGACUUUUAUGUUAUAUCACUUCUGCCGUUUCUUAAUUCCUUCAUCAGGGUCCUGUUAUGCCUGGCAGUCAUUCCGCUGAAAGAUUUGUGAUAGAGGAAAAUCUUCACUGCAUCAUUAAAUCACACUGGAAAGAAAGGAAGACAUGGUAGGAGUUACUUUUCAUGCAGGGCAACCAUUAGGAGAUCAAAAGACCUUUGUUUUCUACCACCUGACGGCACUGUUUUCUGAGUGUUGCUAAAGAGCAUAUUUGCUCAUGAGGUGAAGAUGGCUGCAAUUCACCAAUUCAUUUAAAAAGCAGCUUGCCUCUUCAUCCAAUUUCUGCUGUGAAAACCUCAAACUCUUCAGCUGCACGUGCAUCAAAUUUCUGCAAAUUGCACUGAUCUGGAAAAGUUAUAUUUCACAGUGUCUCCACACAACCACUGCCUAAGCCAGCCCUUUCACAAGUGCAGUAUAUUACAAACCUUUGAUAAAAAUAAGAUCUAUUAUCUGAUAAAGGGGGAAAGGUAUCUUUCCUGUCUGGCAGACAGUGACCUACCAAAAACCCAAAUGUCUUAAACUUUGAAAUGAAACCCUAUAAGGAAUUCUUCAUAAUGAAAAGUGAUCAGGAUAAAAUAUCUCCUGAAAUAAAAUUUCCAGUUGCCAAAUGGGUGGUUGAAAACAAACUGAGAAGAGAGGGCCUCCUGGGAUACAGUCCCCUGAAAGGACAAAACACUUCUGGGGUUACUCCUUUUUGAGCCACCUCAGAUUUAGGCUGGAAGGAGAACUGCCCCUCUAAUUUUGACUGCUUUCAAAUGCAAAGGUACCAUUGAGGAACUGUAAAAAUGGAGUGAGUCACUGAUGUAUCCAGGAGGGAUAUGAUUUUAGAGUUGGGUAGCUGUAAAAAACACAUUUAGCUGUAAAAAACACAUUUAGAGAAUUUGCUGCUGUCUACUUGGGUGCAAAAUGCUCUUUUUCAAAUUGUGUCUUGACAAUAAGUUCACAAAAUAAUGCUUUCAACAUCCAGACCUCUUUUCUUGCAGUUUCUGUAAUAAUGGCACAUGGAUCUCUCAUUCUAGUCAAUCAAAAGCUUAUGGUGGGUUUUGAGGAGAUAUAUACAGAUACUUCAGAUGCGGGUGGCGCUGUGGGUUAAACCACAGAGCCUAGGACUUGCUGAUGAGAAGGUCGGCUGUUCGAAUCCCCACAACGGGGUGAGCUCCUGUUGCUCGGUCCCAGCUCCUGCCAACCUAGCAGUUCGAAAGAACAUCAAAGUGCAAGUAGAUAAAUAGGUACCGCUCUGGUGGGAAGGUAAACGGCGUUUCCGUGCGCUGCUCUGGUUCGCCAGAAGCGGCUUGGUCAUGCUGGCCACAUGACCCAGAAGCUGUACGCCGGCUCCCUCAGCCAAUAAAGCGAGAUGAGCGCCACAACCCCAGAGUCAUCCACUACUGGACCUAAUGGUCAGGGGUCCCUUUACCUUUACCUUAUACAGAUACUUGGAGUCAUCUUCAGUUUGCAUAGUCCUUUUGCUAUGCUUAUGAGUCUUACUGUCACUUUAGUGCCAGCUGCAUGUGAAUUGAUACACAUGCACUUAACUGACAGUCUGUUCUUUAGCAAGGCUUCAGUUUGCUUCCUAAGUGACUUUUUUCUGUAUUUGCAUUCUUUGAAUCACUGAGUCUACCUUUUCCUCUAGUGCUGCUCAGUUACUGAGCUACCCAGGGAAUAACAAGAUCCCCCUGAACUACCACAUCGUUGAGGUAUGCAUCUCUUUACCAUAUUUAUCUUUUUCCUCUUUCAAAAUGCCUUUACUUGCUAUGCUGUAAACUCUAUUAUAAUUUAUCCAGACUCAUUUGCAAAAAAAAUCCCACCCAACCGUGCAGAAAAGGAGGUUGAAUCUGCGUCAAACCUCAUAUAUAAAAAAAUAUGUUAAAUACUAAUGAACUAUAUCUGGCUAAAUUGUUGUUGUUUUAUUUACACCCCUUCCAUUUGGCUGGGUUUCCCCAGCCACACUGGGCAAUUUAUAGAAUAUAUAAAUGCUGAGGAUAGUGGUUAGAGCAAUUGACCCAAGGCUAAUUUCAAGCCCCAACUCAGCCUUCCAGAUUAUUGGGUGCCCUUGGGGUCAGUCCCUCUCACUCAGCCUACCUUGCCUCACAGGGUAGGGGAUAAAAUGGGGGCAUUAGACCUUGGAGGAAAGGCAGGAAAUAAAUUUAAUAAAUAUGCAAGUUUGUUCAUAUUUGUGCAAAGUGUUGGUGCUGACCUUUAAAGCCCUAAACGGCCUCUGCCCAGUAUACCUGAAGGAGCAUCUCCACCUCCAUUGUUCAGUCUGGACACAGAGGUCCAGCUCCGAGGGCCUUCUGGCAGUUCCCUCACUGCAAGAAGUGAGCCUACAGGGAACCAGGCAGAGGUCCUUCUCAGUAGUGGCAUCCUACCAUCAGAUGUUAAGGAAAUAAACAACUAUCUGGCUUUUAGAAGACAUCUGAAGGCAGCCCUGUGUCGUGAAGUUUUAAAUGUUUGAUGUUUUCCUGUGUUUGAUGUUUUAAUUUGCUGGAAGCCGCCCCAAGUGGCUGGGGCAAGCCAGUCAGAUGGGCAGCAUAUCAAUGAAUUGUUAUUGCUGCUGCUGCUGUUGUUCUUAGAGCAUAAGAAGGGUCAUUUCAUCACUAUAUCCCAACAGUUUCCAGACUUAAUACUAAUAAUACCUUCCGAUAUCAGUACAGAUAAGACAGGUAUACAGUUCACUGUAUCUGUGUCAUGUUUUCCCCCCAGGUAAUCUUUGCCGAGCUGUUUCAGCUUCCUAUUCCACCACACACUGAGGUCAUGUACACAACACUCCUUAUUGAACUUUGCAAACUUCAGCCCGGCUCCUUACCCCAAGUUGUAUCCUUUCUUCUCAACAACUCUGAUAUCAGUUAGCACAUUUUUUGUAGGAAAAAAAUGUUAAUGCAUUAUGUAUUACUGUUCACAACUGUAUUAGAAGUCGGUUGGUUGCAGAUGCAGGUUAUUUUGAGUAAUCGCUGAAAUGAAAGUUGUGACUAAAAAUGUUUUCAUUGGUAACCAUUCUUAUUCAUCAGGCAAAAAUAGGAAGGCUACGCAGAAGCUUAAAGGUUGUAGCCUGCCCUGAGGCCUUAGGGUGAAGGGCAGGUAAUAAAAUAACAAUUAUAAUAAUUCUACAUGGCAAAUAAAAUAUUGCCCUGCCUCUUAAAGUGUCUAAAUCCAAGAUACAGUGGAAUCUCGGUUGUUGAACGUAAUCUGUUCCAGCAGACUGUUCAAGAAGAAGAAGAAGAAGAAGAAGAAGAAGAAGAAGAAGAAGAGUUUGGAUUUGAUAUCCCGCUUUAUCACUCCCUUUAAGGAGUCUCAAAGCGGCUAACAUUCUCCUUUCCCUUCCUCCCCCACAACAAACACUCUGUGAGGUGGCUGGGGCUGAGAGACUUCAGAGAAGUGUGACUAGCCCAAGGUCACCCAGCAGCUGCAUGUGGAGGAGCGGAGACGCGAACCCGGUUCCCCAGAUUACGAGACUACCGCUCUUAACCACUACACCACACUGGUUCAACUUCCAAAACAUUCAACAACCGAGGCGCAAAGGGCUGUCAGCAAAUUCAGUUGAGAAAAUUGAAAAACACGUAGUGGAAGUCAUUCGACUUCCAAGGUGCGUUCGAAAACGGAAGCAUUUACUUCCGGGUUUUCGGCGUUUGGGUUCCCAAAUAUUUGUCAGCUGAGACGUUUGAGAACCGAAGUUCCACUGUACUUGAUUUGAGUCUGAUUCAGUAGCCUAGUACUCUAGGUUUGGGCACACAUAGUUUCUCUCUUAACAAAGGGAGAGUUAAAGGUUCAUCCAUAUUAUUCCUUAAAUGGAAUCUUGCAGCUUGCACAAGCCACAGAAAUGCUGUACAUGCGCUUGGAUACAAUGAACACUACUUGCAUAGACAGGUAAGUAAGUGCACUUACCUUUAGAUUUCCAAGAAGUUUGUGAAGCAGGUUUCAUCAGAUGUCAUGGAGCGGUUGGAUGCAGAGGAAUAGUGGGAGGAAUCAAGCAAGGGAAGAAGGCUCAGAACCUGGGGUGGGGUGGGGGGACAAUGGUGAGUGGUCAGAGGGAGAAGACUGGGAGGAAGAGGUGUCGGAAGCUGAAGAGGUAACAGGGCUUAGUGAUCUGGGAGAGUCUGGCAGGGGGAAGUCCAGAAUCCGGCAGAAACUGAAGGAGGAGGAGAGUGGAAAGAGGGAGGCCAAGAGGCAGAGAUGAGUCAGGCUGGUGAAGAGUUAUAGGUGUCUGCCCUCUCCCCAACUCCCAGAACCAGAAGAGGCAUGAAAAGGCAAGAGGAGAAAUUGGCUGCAUGCUGAUGCCAUCUCCGAUUGCUUCGGGAAAGCACUGGAGAGCAGGGGACUUAAGACAGCUGUGAGAAGGAAGGGACUUUCAGUCUUGGCAAUUGAUUUUCAUGGAGGAAGGCCGCAGGGAACGAGCCGCUCUGGUCUCUAGGCCUGAAACUCAACGAAGUCUGUGCAGAUCGUGUUUUUUGCUAAUAAAAAGUUAACUCCAUUUUUGAGAUGUGUGAUUGAUGGCAGGCAGGUUUCUCUGGCAUUAGCUCAUUUGAACUGAAUGAAUGUAUAACUUUUGAGUUGAGAAGGGGUAGCCAAGUACAUCUUGGCUUGGAAGAGGAGGCAGGAGCAUCUGAAAAUACACUUUGAGUAUUACAUACAAAACUAUUAUCUGAAGCUUCCAUAUCUGAACUACAGUGGUACCUCUAGUUGCAGACAUGAUCCGUUCCAGGGUGCCAUUUGCACCCAGAAAGUCUGCAUCCAGAGCAGCGCUUCUGCGCAAACGUGGAGCGCGAUAGAGUGCUUCUGUGCAUGUGUGAAGCACGCAGAACGCUUCUGCGCAUGUUGUGCAGCGAAACCCGGAAGUAUACACUUCUGGGUUUGCUGCGUUCGCAACCCGAAAAGCCGCAACGUGAAGCAAAUACAACAAGAGGUAUGAUUGUAUAUAAUUAGCUUGUUGUACUAACUUCAGAGAUAAUUAGAACUAGAUAGCCUUGCAGAAGAUCCAGUUAUCUGACAGCUUUGGGCAUUCUGCUCCUUAAUUUAUUAAGAGUUCUCUAUUUACUUGAGCUUCAUAACCAGUAUUUCCAGGAAUCCAUGUCAACAAAAUGGGUUGUGGCAUUCCUUGUAAUGGCUAGGAUAUAGUGUGAAUAAUGUCACUGUGAAUGGCUGUGGUUUGGUCAUCUGGGAGUUAGUGAAAGUUUCCUUCUUUUUUCAUGAAGGUUCAUUAAUUGGUUUUCCCACCAUUUGAAUAAUUUUCAAUUCCGUUGGAGCUGGGAAGACUGGUAAGUUUAUUUCUUGUCAGUUUCUCAGUUGCUUUCACAUACGCUUUUGUAAUUUUUCAGUGAUUCUUAUUAUCUCCUUCUGAAAUAUCCAAAUGGUGCUAAAUUCUGCAUAUGUCAAAUUACAAAUGUGAUAUAUUUUCAAUGAUUUCUGUGCAAGACUAGAUAGCCCACAGGUAUCUGUGGUUUAAAAUGUCAUUAUGUGAAAUUAUGUAAGCUUUGCUGCCUUAAACUGUAACCCUCAGUACUGUAUGAAUUUGCUUCCUAGUGGCUCUGACAAUGCAGAGAGCCAAAGAAGCACAACAUUGAAGAUUGCAGCUUCCUAAAUCAGUGCAUAUUAGACAAAUAAGCCUAUAUAUGCUUCUCUGGGUAAUGGCAAUUGCACAAUUUUGUUCCAAUGAUAGGUCAGAUUGUCUUUCUGAGGACCUUGACAAACCCAGACCUAAAUUCGUAAGAGAAGUUUUGGAAAAAUGUAUGAGGUGAGUGAGGCAUCAGAAUUGCAGAAGGGGUAGUAUUCAAGAUGGAUCUAGCCUAUUUUUCCAACUUAAUGCAGUUGCUAAAGUGUGGAAGAAAUAAUAUCAGCUCCCACUUCAAACCAAUAGUAUUUGCUUAGUCUUUGUAUGUUUGGCCAGGAAUAGGGCACUUACUCAUUAUGAGUUAAGACAUCAUCUGGAUGGUAUUUGUCUCACUAACAGGAGGGGAACAGUAGUUGGAAGUAUUCUGCUGGGGGAAAAUUCAGUAAAUAAAAAUAGUGCUUUUGAAUGAAUUUUUAAAAUUCUCUCUCCCAAGUUUAGAUUCCUCAGUUUAAUUCCUUGUUUUGUAAUGUCUAAUGAUCAAUCAACAAAAACAAAAUUGACUAAAUGGAAAACAAUUGAGCAUACAAAUAAAUGAUCCCAAAUAGUUACUGGGAAGUAACUUCUAUUCAGAUCAGUGGAGCUGACUUCUGUGUAAAUAUGUUCAGGAGCUGGGUGUUAGGGGCAUAAUUGUACUUUGGACUAUUCCUUUCCUGUUCCAGUGUAAAGCAUAGACUUUGAUUUUGCCAUAUCUAGAUUUAUAAUCUGCAUUCCGUGAGGCUAAGUAAGGGUUCAUGCUUGGCUGGGUUUUGUCCAUAGACCUGUAUCAUGACAGGAGUAUCACUUCUUCAUCUUAUGCAAAAUCUUUUUUCCCCCUAGGCUUUCCUACCACCAACGAAUAGUGGAUAUUGUUCCUGCUACGUUUUCAGUCCUAACUCCUGCAAAUCCAGCAUGUAUUUAUAAAUACGGAGAUGAAAGCAACAGUAUGUAUAUGGUGCAGUGUUUUCUUUCUAUUUUUAAAUAGUUGGACUAGUUUUGUUGAAUCUGUCUUUGGGGAGCUGGUGUAGUCUAGUGGGUGAGAGGCUGAGCUAUGGAUUGAGGAGGGGUCCUGGUUCAAAUUUGGCCCCUGCCAUAGACUCAACAGGCAUUCUUGAGCAAGCAACUCUCUCAAAGCUACAACCUCCAUCUGCAGUAUGAGAAUAAGGAUGGAACGUAGUAAGGAUUACAAGAGAACUAGGAAAUUCUUUAGCACUGUUUGUUUUGUUAUACUAAUAGCCUGAGCUUUCUCUAAAACAGCCUUUCUCAACCUGUGGGUCCCCAGAUGUUGUUGAACUACAACUCCCAUCACCCCUAGCUAGCAAAGCCAGAUCUCAGGGAUGAUGGGAGUUGUAGUCCAACAACAUCUGGGGACCCACAGGUUGAGAACCGCUGCUCUAAAGGGUCCAGAACAGCCUACAAACAACUCCUAAUCUACAAUCCAGGUCCACAUCCACUUUGCUUCAACAAUAUGAUAGCAGAAGGUGCCCUUAAAGAUGUACAGUUGUACCUUGGUUCUUAAACGUAAUCCAUUCCGGAAGUCCGUUCGACUUCCAAAAUGUUCAAAAACCAAGGCGCAGCUUCCAAUUGGCUGCAGGAGCUUCCUGCACACAAGAAGAAGCCAAGUCGGACGUUCAUCUUCCGUAAAACUUUCGAAAACACUUCCGGGUUUUCGGCGUUUGGGAGACAAAACAUCCAAGUGCCAAGGCAUUCGUGAACCCGAGGUGCUACUGUAUUUGUCAGUUUCCUGCAUGGCAGUCCAGUUUUUAUGUUUGGAGCUCCUCAAAAGAGUUCAAGGAGCCUGGCAAACUGCUGAGCAGAAAACCAGGCUAGGCUGUUAGUGUGCAGGCAACUCUGGAAUGAACAGUCUGUUCAUUCUUAACAAGUUUUAAAACUUAACAUCUAGGCUGGUGGGAGAGAGAAGGAUUGUGAAGAUUGACUUGGUUGUUCAUUCUACUCAUUACAUGACCUGGAAGUCUGCAAGAUGAUGGCUUCCAAAGAAUGGCGUUUCUGCUGUCUUGGCUUUUAUGAGGAAAUAGGGCUUUUAAAAAAAAAUUAAAGGAAACUUUGCUUCUUUGUUUAUUUGUAGAGUCCCUUCCAGGAUACAACGUUGCGCUCUGCUUAAACAUCGCCAUUAAAAACAAAGCAAGCAACGAUGAGAUUUUCACUAUUUUGAAGGAUGUGCCCAACCCUAAUCAGGAUGAUGAUGAUGGUAAGAACUUCUGAUAGCUGUAGUCAGGUGCUCCUAGUUCUUUCUGUAUUUAAGCUUAUUUCAUUGUUCUGUAGAAGUGCUACAUUGCAACGUCGUCUUCUCUGAAUGCAUAGAUUUAAACCUAGUUCCCAUCAUUCAACAAGUGUACAAAAUACAGUGGUGCCUCGCAAGACGAAAUUAAUUCGUUCCGCGAGUUUUUUCGUCUUGCGGUUUUUUUCGUCUUGCGAAGCACGGUGUCGGAAAAGUUUUGGAAAAGCUUCAAAAAUCACCAAAGUCUUCAAAAACCUCAAAAAAGGCUACCACACCACGUGCUAUGAGUUGCUCCUCGAAGUCAAGUCGCAACUGUAUUAACGGUUUUAAGAAAAAGGAAACAAACUUGCAAGGCGUUUCCGUCUUGCGAAGCAAGCCCAUAGGGAAAAUCGUCUUGCGAAGCAACUCAAAAAACCAAAAAACCUUUCGUUUUGCGAGUUUUCCGUCUUGCGAGGCAUUCGUCUUGCGAGGUACCACUGUAUUAAGGAAACUGGAUGACAUCAGGUAAAAAAGUUGGAUCACUUGAUAUGGAAUGACCCUCCCAUGGAAUUUUUGACUUUCUUUGAACAGCUGACACCACCAGUCGUUCACUCUCUGCCUCAUACACACAACAGUUUAGCUUUGCGCAAUGGCUGUUGUUUAUAUAGCAACAUCUGUAUUUGGUGCUUUACAAAAAAUGGCACAUGAGACGAAAACAGAAGCGGAGAAAAAUUGGGGAAGAAAAUGGCUACUCUUUGGUUUCAUGUACACACAUUUAGGCUUAGUUACACACAGAGAGAGAUCAUACUUGCCUUUGGUUACAUAGGCAUAGAUUUAUUUUUUUAAAAAAAGGCAGAAAAAUGUGGGUGCUGAAUCAAAGGCUGUACUGGAAGUACUGACUCAAAUGUAAUUUUUAUUUUCCAGAUGAAGGCUUCUCUUUUAAUCCUUUAAAAAUAGAGGUGUUUGUGCAGACGCUGCUGCAUUUGGCCGCAAAGUCAUUCAGUCACUCCUUCAGUGCUCUGGGAAGGUAAGUAUCAAUAGCACACUGCUACUGGCUCAUAUAGGGACGUGGGUGGCGCUGUGGGUUAAACCACAGAGCCUAGGACUUGCCGAUCAGAAGGUCGGCGGUUCAGAUCCCCACGACGGGGUGAGCUCCUGUUGCUCGGUCCCUGCUCCUGCCAACCUAGCAGUUCGAAAGCACGUCAAAGUGCAAGUAGAUAAAUAGGUACCACUCCGGUGGGAAGGUAAACGGCGUUUCCGUGCGCUGCUCUGGUUUCGCCAGAAGCGACUUAGUCAUGCUGGCCACAUGACCCGGAAGCUGCACGCCGGCUCCCUCGGCCAGUAAAGCGAGAGGAGCACUGCAACCCCAGAGUCAGUCACGACUGGACCUAAUGGUCAGGAGUCCCUUUACCUUUACUACUGGCUCAUAUAACCAGUUUUAAUUGUUUCUUACUUUAUGAAGAGCCUGCCUGGAAUUGAUUCACAAGGCAGAAACUGCAAGACAGUUUUGCGAAAACCUUCGAUUAAAGUCUUUAUCAUUAUUGUAGGGAGAGAUGUGAUACAUAUUUAUUUUUCUAUCAUACUAUCAGUCAGCUGAACCUAUGGGCGCCUUGGUUAGCAGGACUAUCUGCCCUUGUGCGGUACUCCUGGUAACAGACAAGCUAUCACUGCUGCGCUAUCUAUUUUACCUGUAACCAGCAGGUGGGCUGUGGAGGAGAUGCUUGAGAUGAGGUGGAGUGUUCCCCCAAAUCACCUUGCUGGUUGACAACAGCAAGCACAUGUUGGAUCCCUGUGUCAGAGCUCAGAGUCCUUGCCUCCUCCCAUUCUGAAAGAGACUCUGCUCUGUAUGACUCGAAAUGGAGGGGACAGAAUCAUCUAGCUUUCUUCUCACCCUCUCAGCCUUGCCGCUCAGCAGCUGUAGGUCCAAAGUGAGCUGCAGCCCUUGUUCAGCAAUCAGCUUUUGAAUGUCAGGUCACAGCCAAUGAAAGGAGCAGGCAAUAUAACUUUACCUCUUAACGGCCUUUCAUUGCUAUCUUUCCCUGUUCUGAUAAGAUUCCGCGAAGUCUUCAAAGCGCUGGCGGAAAGCGAUGAAGGGAAGCUGCAUGUGCUCAGAGUUACGUAUGAAGUGUGGAAGAAUCAUCCACAGGUGAGAGUGAAUGGACUUAUAGAUUUCCUCCCUUUCCCACUCAUCCAAAAAGUACCUUUAAGUUCCAUCAAUUGAUUUCAGUGUAAAGUGUGUGCUGCUGCACACCAGGCCCUAAAUCAGGCUUCCUCAACCUCUGCCCUCCAGCACUGGCGGAGGAAGAGGAGUGCGCGGCUGCCCCCGCCCCCAGAACGCGCGCACCCCGCCCCCGCCUGCUCUCCACCCCCCCACCCCCCCGGUGCUGGAGCAUGAAGGUCCGCCACUGCCCUCCAGAUAUUUUUUUUGGCCUACAACUCCCAUGAUCCCUAGCUAGCAGGACCAGUGGCCAGGGAUGAUGGGAAUUGUAGUCUCAGAACAUCUGAAGGGCCGAGGUUGAGAAAGCCUGCCCUAAAUCCGUGGGAGAUUAUUUCAGUGUUGCCUUUCGCUUUCCGCUGCCCAUUUUGCAGUUCACUUUCUCUUGCAGGCUCUGCAUUGAUUGUACAUUAGAAUAUAUCGAUGAUGCGUUUGAGAUAAGAUAUACGACGUAUAAAAUUAGUGCGGCUUGUAUUCUGAGCCGAGCGCCAGCACUGGCUUGGGGAGCUGUGCACAAAGCGCCGGCCGUCCCCCAUUCAGCGCGGUAGUGCCAGGAGGCGGGCCGCACCCACAAGUAAGCCUUGAAUUUUAAAGGUGCUGCUUAUUUGCGGAUGCGGCUUAUAGACGGGUCAAUACGGUAAUACAGUCAUACCUUGGGUUGAAGUAGAUUCGGGAUGAGUAUUUUCGGGUUGUGCUCUGCGGCAACCCGGAAGUAACGGAGCGUCUUACUUCCGGGUUUCGCCGCUCAUGCAUGCACAGACGGUCAAAAUGACAUCAUGCGCGGAAGCGGGUUGCGGUCACUUCAGAAUGCGAAUGGGACUCCGGAACGGAUCCUGUUCGCAUCCAGAGGUACCACUGUAUCUUUUUUGUAGUAUUAAACAACAUUCCGCAUGUAUUUUCCCUGUAAUCUUCACGAUAGCUCAUUAUCACCGCAUGCAGCAAUGAUUCCCAAUCUUUGCAUAAUUAGACAAAGUGGCCUAGACACCUGUUUCUGUACAGCAAUGAAGCUGGAAUAAACCCUGCAUGCAGAUUUAACAAUUAAAGGUACUAUUUUGUUACUUGGAGUGUAGUUUCCUUUAGGUUUAAAUUGCAGGCAGCAGGGAUAACACAGCUAAUAUUGCCUCCCAAUGCAGAGACUUCUCUCUUAAGUGACACACCUUGAACUCCCUUUUUUGACUGGCACCAAAGCACAGGGGAGUAAGCUCAUCUCACAGUUUUGGUUUUGCAACCCUUUUUUAUUCUGAAUUAAAUUUCAAAAAUAAAAAGUGUACCAUAGCUUUCAAAAAUUAAGGAAGCAGCAUUAGAUUAUGCUUCCUGAGUAGUCACCACUAUAAGAUAGUUGAGCAGGAGAGACAUGGGUGUGCCCUUAUUUUGCCUAAUCUGUUCUUUUCAGUAGCAAAUAAGCACCUGCUUUUGAUAGGCUGAUCCAGAAACCCUUUGCUUCCCUUUUCACGCAGAUGAUUGCUGUGCUGGUGGAUAAGAUGAUUCGCACACAGAUUGUGGAUUGUGCUGCAGUAGCAAACUGGAUUUUCUCUCCAGAGCUGGCUCAUGAUUUCACUAGGUAACUAGAUGUAAAUCUCCCUCUUCCACACCCCCCUUUUUUUAAUUGUUUGGGUUGUGAUUUGAAUGAUGCUGGCAGCAGAUCACCUUUUAACUUUCUCAAAAUACUCGCGUUGAGUAAACAGUCUUUCACUCAGCUUUUCAAAACUCGCACGGAGAAAUUACAGAUUUUUUUUGUAAUUCAACCAUUUCUGUUUAUGGCAGGGAGCAAAAUCCUGGUGCGUUGGGCCCAAUUCACAUACAUUAUGCUGCAACAAACCUGGAUUUGCCAGUGUGUGUGAAUGACAACAGGCCACAGCCAGUGACAGUUCUUUCUCAUGUACAUGUACAAUGCACUCCAGGUUGAAAACAGAAUUGUUACAUUCAUGCUUGAUACUUCAGGAGAUGUGGUUUACAGUACAGUCAAACCUCAUAUCCCAAACACCGAAAACCCGGAAGUAAAUGCUCCAGUUUUCAACCAUUUUUCGGAAGCUGGACGUCCAACACGGCUUCCGCUUGCGUGCAGGAAGCUCCUGAAACCAAUCGGAAGCCGCACCUCAGUUGUUGAACAUUUUGGAAGCCAAACGGGCUUCCGGAACAGAUAAUGUUCGACAACCAAGGUUUUACUGCAUGUCUAAGACAUCAUUUAUGAAAUGCCCCUUAAAAUGAAUUGUAGGGAAGAUCCAUUGAUGGUACAGGAUGUUUAUUCCUAAUCCACAGCCUUCUGUGUCUUGCAGUUAAUAGCCGCUUUACAAGCGAGCAUAUACGAUGUGUACAUUAGCAUUAUGUCUCAAACAAGCCAAAGUAUAUUGUAUGAACUAGAGCGUCUCUUUCUUUCUCUGCUAGGUUUUAUAUCUGGGAAAUCUUACACUCAACAAUCCGUAAAAUGAACAAGCAUGUGGUGAUGAUCCAAAAGGAGCUAGAGGAGGCCAAAGCGAGAUUAGCCAAACAGCACAAACGUGUAGGUAACCAUUUUCCAGGGCUGUGAAAAAAACAUUACUUGACGUAAAGAUGUGUAUAAACAGCAGUACUGUAACUCUUUUCCACCAAAAAUAAAAACGAAAGAAUUGCUAUACUGUGUAAAAGUCCAACACUCUGUUUUCAGCAGCAGCCAGCCAGAGGCUUCUGUAAACGUCAUUGUGUGUUUGUCUCCAUCAUCUGAUACAUUGCCUCUGAAAAAUGGGGGAUAGCCUGGCAAAUAGCCAUUGGUAGACCUAUCUUCCAUGGCUGUGCCCAUUCCUUUUUUUAAAAAGCCAUCGAGCAAAUAGCAAUCACCACAUCUUGAGGUAAUAUGUUGAUUAUGGGUGUUAUGUCUGGCAGACCAAAGGACCAAAUUAGGCUAUUACUUUCAUUGUGUAGCAAGCAGCUACAGCUGAGCUUUUUCUUUAUUUAAUCCCAGGCACAAUUGACUGAUUGUCAUCAGGAACACAUACAAGGAGGAGAGGUUUACCCCUUCCUAGCAGCGAUCCUUACUAAAAUUGCUGCACCCUAGUCUAGCUAUGAGGCUUACAUGAAAAGUUCCCAUUGAUGCCAGUGCAAGCUUUUGUUUUCGUUAAGACUCCUGCCUUGCACACGCUGUUCCCGAUGACAUUGGCCACCUCUGCAGCUGCAACAUUGGGCAGUAGCCAAACCACUCAUUCCAUCAGUGCAAGAUUUAUUUUUGCACAGUACACACAUACACCUCUGACACACUCUGUGUAUUCUCCCAAAUUUGCUCCAUGGGGCUGGGGGAAACCCCAGAACAGAAUUAGGGGGCUCAAGGGGAGAGGAAGUUCUGUUGCCCAGCCAAAAGUCCUUGCACUGAUAGAAAGUGUGCAGUGAAUACUGGCCUAAAUUAUGCUAGGAAUCUAAUAGGACAUGCAGAGAUCAGAAAUGCUUGCAGUGACUUGAGUUUCUCAUUGUAUUGUGUACCACUGUGACAACCCCCUUUCUUUCCCUGAGAACCCCAGAGCAGCUUAUAUUGGGAAUCCCAAGUGGUUUCCUGGGCUGGGUCAGCUUAUCUUUAAGAUGAACAAUAUUUCAUGGCUUCAGGCAACACAUGCAGCAGUACCUUUUUAUUUUGUUUUAUCUUACAUGUUGCAUUUAUUAUUUUAUUAAAUGCUAUAGGUGCAUGCUAAAAUCAUGACUGUAGCUCACUUCGAGCUGGAAGAGAGAAGCUUUCAGCGCUUUGGUGGGACAGGUCUCUAUAAACUAAAAAAGGAAUGAAACAGAAUGUGCCCUAGCUAACCUUUUGGUCUCGGAGCUCUUAUGAUCCCCCUGUUAAACGUUAACUAUUCCUCCCCAGCGAGACAGUGAUGACGAUGAUGAUGAUGACGAUCGAAGUAGUGACAGGGAAGAUGGACCCCUUGAAGAGCAGAUAGAACGCCUGCAAGAAAAAGUUGAAUCGGCUCAAAGUGAACAAAAAAACCUCUUCCUUGUAAUAUUCCAGGUAAAUGCAGAAAUAUUCAUUGGCUUUUAGAAAAUGAGUUACCCUAUUUUUCUGUGUAUAACAUGACCCCUAUUUUGGGGGACUGAAAUUUAUGAAAAUGGGGGAAGACGCCCCCCAUUAAAAAAAAUUAUUUUGGAGUAAAAAAACCUAGUCUUAUAGAUGGAAAAGUACGGUAAUAGAAGAAGGGCUGUUGAGUGUUGGGGAAGCUAUGAACCUCAGCUUUGCAAAACUUUAUAAUGCGUAUUAUAACCCUUUAAGUUAUCCAGUUUUACUGUGGGUGUUUUUGGUGUGAAAUUGCUUGAGAUAUUUUAUGGGAAGCGAUUCAUAAAUGGAACCAAAUAAAUGAAAUGAAAAGUUUCAAGUAGAGGAAGCAAUUCCAAGUAUUUGGGAACUUGGGGAGGAAUUCAUUGCAGUGCUAAGUUAAAGUCCCUGAACGGUACUGCUAGUUGUACUAGCACAGGGGUCAGCAAACCUUUUCAGCAGGGGGCCGGUCCACUGUCCCUUGACCUUGCGGACUAUAUUUUUGGGAAAAAAUAAAAAUGAACAAAUUCCUAUUCCCCACAAAUAACCCAGAGAUGCAUUUUAAAUAAAAGGGUACAUUCUACUCGUGUAAAAACACUCUGAUUCCUGGACUGUCUGCGGGCCGGAUUUAGAAGGCGAUUGGGCCGGAUCUGGCCCCCGGGCCUUAGUUUGCCUACCCAUGUGCAAGCAGAAUGGCUUGUGCUGGAUAAGCUCUGGAAGGCAGCAUGGUCUCAUAGCUGUGGUUAAGCAACAGAUUGCUGUAGCCCUGAUACUGUUUUACAACCAGCUUCAAGAAGUGAAACUAUUGUGCUGGCCUGUUCUCACGCUCGUUGAACCCGGGAAAAGAUCUCCGGAAAUUAGCAAUGAAUUCUGUGCUAAGUGGCGCUGUUCUGUCAUGAAAUUUCCAUUCUUUAAUUCAGAAAUACUAUUUCUCACAUGUCCUCAUUCUCUUGUCUUGUCUGUGGACGUUGACUUCCCUGUAUUUAAAAGAUGUUGCUAAUAUUGCCCUUUCCAGCGCUUCAUUAUGAUCCUCACGGAGCACUUAGUGCGAUGUGAAACCGGAGGCAUUGAUGUGAUUACACCUUGGUACAAGAACUGUAUAGAGAGGCUGCAGCAGAUCUUCUUACAGGUAGGUCUCAUUCCUUUCCGAAAUCACGAACGUGGUAACUAGAAAUUGCAUAGAAAUGUGGUUGCACAGAAAUGAUAAUUCUGCUUUCGCAAGUACUUGCUUGAGGUAAAUGUUCAGGAGGAAGCUAUAUUCGGCUGAUAGUCCAUAUAAAUGGGCUUUUUCAAAAUCGUUUAUACUAGAGGCCAAUAUAAACCUGAGGCAGGUUUCACUUAUUCUUUCUAUACAGAAGCACAUCUUGCUUGUCUUAAACUGACUGAUUGUUCCUGUCACUGUCGUUUAUGAUUAAGACCAGGGGUCAGCAAACUCUUUCAGCAGGGGGCCGGUCCACUGUCCCUCAGACCUUGGGGGGGGGGUGUGGACGGACUAUAUAUUGAAAAGGAAAAAAAAAUGAACAAAUUCCUAUGUCCCACAAAUAACCCAGAGAUGCAUUUUAAAUAAAAGGACACAUUCUACUCAUGUAAAAACACACUGAUUUCCCGGACCAUCUGUGGGCCAGAUUUAGAAGAUAAUUGGGCCAGAUCCAGCACCUGGGCCUUAGUUUGCCUACCCAUGAUUAAGACUGUCCAGCCCUUCAACCAUUUUUAUACUAUUCUUCUCCCUGUCUCUGGCUGCUCUUCUCAGGUUCUGUUUUUUUUAAAGUGGAAUGACCAGAAUUGCAGGCAACAUUCUCGGUGUAUUUUAUCCAUUCAUAAUAAGUUUCUGGUGUUCCUCAGCUGCCGAGUGAAUGUGGGGGGGACUGUGACUUCUCUCACUAUGUCCUGCCAAGUAAUGAGUAACUGAGACGGCUCUUUUCUGUCUGCAGCAUCACCAGAUCAUCCACCAGUACAUGGUGACGUUGGAAAACCUUCUCUUCACAGCAGAAUUGGAUCAUCAUAUAUUGGCUGUAUUUCAGCAGUUCUGUGCAUUGCAGGCCUGAGAGACUUCGUUUUUGUACAGGACUUAAUUGACUUCACCUUUUUAAAACAAAAAUGGGAAAAUUGAUGAGGGAAGAGGAGGAAAGAAGCUUUUAAUUGGAAAACAAGCUUGCCGUGCUGUCGUAGAUAAGCUACUCGGCACUCAAAACGGGGCAGUUCUUUUAGCAGUAGAGGCCUAACUCUGUUUUACGACUGCUAGGUGACUGGCUAGGUGACUGGGAUGGAAUAAUGUGUGGAUUUCUAAUUUUGAAAUGGUUUGAAUGCUGGCUUCAUCGUGGCAUUUGUUUUGUCCCCUUCUGUUGUUUGUAUAAAAAUAAAAAUAGGGAAUAAAUAGGAUUGGUUACCUUUGCUUGGCCCUUUCAUAAUAAUGAAUUCCCUCAUUAUAAUAAUGUGAAGCAAGCAUCAAGACUUGUGAAUCUGAAGAGCAGCUUCCCAAUGAGUAAGAUUAAACUCUCUGAGGGACAGGAGCAUAGGACACGUGAAAUGCUAAACAGGUCAAGCCUCCAGAGUAGCCUAGAGUAUAUGUUUGUUAUCAAAAUUAAUUUUCAUGGUUGUAUGAAACAUGGUUGAAAUACAAUCGGAAUAUGUUUUUUAAAUCUGCCUAUUGUACUUAUUUUGGGUUGCAACGAAUAGGUGAAACGUCUAUUUGGGUCGCAAACAUCCUGUAAGAAAUAACUACAAUACAUAACAAUU